GGGGCCGGCCGGGUCCUGCUGGUCCUGCUUCUGCUGGUCGCGGCCGCCGCAUUGGCGCGCGCGGUCACCGACGCCUCCGACGUUACCGCUAUGAACGGGCUGUACGUUUCGCUGGGAUCGCCAAAGCUUCCCGGGUGGAUUCCAAACGGCGGAGACCCCUGCGGCGAGGUUUGGCAGGGGGUUACCUGCACCGGCACAAGCAUAACCUCAAUAAAGAUGAAUGUCGCGAACCUCGGAGGGCAGCUGAGCAGCUUAGGGAACUUCACUUCAAUCACCACCAUAGAUCUUAGUAACAAUAAUAUUGGUGGAACUAUACCAGAAGACCUACCUCCCACACUGCAGAAUCUUUUCCUCUCUGCUAAUCAGCUCACUGGAAGUAUUCCGAGUUCAUUGUCCAAACUUACAAGUUUAUCAGCCAUGUCACUCAACGUCAACCAUCUGAAUGGAGAACUGCCAGAUGCUUUCGAUUCACUUGCUGGACUUAUAAAUCUGGAUAUUUCUGAGAACAACUUUACUGGUGUGUUACCACCUUCAAUGAAAAACCUAUCAUCUUUGACUACAUUGCGCAUACAAAACAAUCAACUGUCAGGGACCCUUGACAACUUGCAGGAUCUCCCCAUCAAAGACCUGAAUGUAGAGAACAACUUGUUUUCUGGACCAGUACCUCCGAAAUUAGAGAACAUACCUACUUUCAAAAAGGAUGGUAAUCCAUUUAAUACGACUAUAGCCCCGUCAGCAUCACCGCCUUCAUCAAUAGGACCAGCACCAACUCCAACACCAGCAGGACCAAAACAAGCCCCAACACCAACAACAACGCCUAUAGAUCUAAGUCCAACAAGAGCACCGUCGCCUCCAUCACCCCCUUCAAAAUCCCCUCCGCCCGCAAACCCUUCUGAUGGAUCAACUACUCGAGAUAGCACCUCGUCAUCUCAGAAACAUAAUUCAUCAAAAAAGCUCAAGAUUGCCGGAUUUGUUCUUCUCGUAAUAGUGCUAUUCAUAUGUAUAGUCCUGCUGGUAAUAUUUUGUUUGUCCAAGUACCAAGAGAGACGGUCAAGAUAUGAUUAUAACAGAAGUCAGCUGGGAAGGGUGCAUCAUAGGGUUGAACCCCAAAAUAUGCCCGCUUCAGUGCAAAAAAGGGAUGAUACUAAAAAAGGUCCAGGUGAGACCCUUGAAAAGAGGAGCCGCGGGUCAAGUUUGGCCGCAGCAGCUCUCCCAAAGAAGCCUGCUGAAAACCGAAAGGAGCACAUAAUUAAUUUGGAUCGGACAGACUCGGAACUUUUUGCAGUUGCAGCACCUCCACCUCCACCUCCACCACCCCCUGCUGAAAAAGUUGUUGUACAGCCCAAGCCCAUUGUUACUCCAGAAAAGAGAUACAGCCCUCCACCAACGACAAGUACCCCAACUUCUGCCAUACCCUACUCUGUUGCAUCUCUUCAGCAAUAUACAAGCAAUUUCAGAGAGCAGAACGUGAUAAGGGAGAGUAGAUUAGGAAAGGUAUUCCUAGCUGAGCUUCCUGAAGGCAAGUUAUUGGAAGUUAUGAAGAUCGACAAUCCUAACGGAAGAGUAUCAGUAGAUGACUUUCUAGAACUGGUUGCGCUUAUCUCAGAGAUCAAGCAUCCCAACACCCUUGAGUUGGUUGGGUACUGUGCUGAAUAUGGACAGCGACUACUUGUAUACAACCACUUUAGCAGAAAAACACUAGAUGAUGCACUUCAUGAUAGAGAGGAAAUCGACAUUGAUCUAUCAUGGAAUGCUCGCCUCCAGGUCGCUCUUAGUUCCGGAAAAGCCUUAGAGUAUCUCCAUGAAAGCUUCCAACCCCCAAUCGUGCAUCAGAAUUUUGAACCAGCUAAUGUCCUCCUAGAUGAUAAGUUGUCAGUGUGUGUAGCUGAAUGUGGACUGGCAGAGCUGAUGCCCUCAAGUUCUGUCACUCAGCUCUCAGGUCGGUUGCGCACAUUACUGAACUAUGAUGCGCCUGAAUUCCAGGAAUUUGGGACCAUUUCAGAACGAGGCGAUGUUUACAGUUUUGGAGUAGUGAUGCUAGAACUUCUUACUGGGCGUAAACCAUACGAUAGUUCACGCCCACGCCACGAACAACAUCUUGUUAGAUGGGCCGGUUGUCAGCUUCAUGACAUUGAAUCCCUGUCCAAGAUGGUGGACCCUUCUAUUCGAGGGCAGUGCUCCGAGAAAGUAUUGUCACGGUUUGCUGACAUAAUCAGCCGCUGUAUCCAGAGGGAGCCAGAAUUCAGGCCACCGGUGUCUGCAGUUGUCCAGGACAUAACUAGCAUUGUGAAUGCUUCUCGUGAGGAAUCAGAGUAACAAAUGGUUCGAUGAUUCACAGAUCACAUGGGCAAAGUCGCCGGUCGGAAUUUUUUUGGGAUGGAACUUGUUUUGGCAUAAUGCAGAACACAUCAUAUGUCACAGAUUUCUGGGAGAAGUAUAGCUAUUGAUCCUUGCCAGUGUAUCAUCAUGUAACUAAUGUAAAUUAUGAGUAGGCGGUCACAUUCAUUCAAGGAAAACAUCAUGCUUUCCAAAAGGAAUACCUUAGACAGAAUAUUGGGUAUUUAGUGAACAGAAACUGGAUGCAGGAAGCAGGGAAAAUGUAGAGAUGGGGAAUGUUCAGGAACUGGAUGUAAAACUGCUACUGCAAUGCCAAGAUCAUCUUGGGUGAAGGAAUUUGGGGGGGUGUCCGAAGGAGUAGAGAACCCUACAGGAAAAUUUCCUAUGUAGCCCUCUGGAACAAAUGAACUAGCUUCUUGAAUUCCCAUGGGAUGGCUCAAAGGCGUAGUCAUUCUCUGUA
Messenger RNA from Hordeum vulgare subsp. vulgare (domesticated barley), 2797 nucleotides. RefSeq names its product protein STRUBBELIG-RECEPTOR FAMILY 3-like. Gene Ontology annotation, biological process: protein phosphorylation. Bases 91 to 2316 code for a protein of 741 amino acids. The transcript is spliced from 17 exons. Gene Ontology annotation, molecular function: ATP binding; protein binding; protein kinase activity. NCBI's taxonomy places the organism in Eukaryota, Viridiplantae, Streptophyta, Magnoliopsida, Poales, Poaceae. The record is from RefSeq and is a predicted model, not a curated record.